AUGGAAGAGCUGAAAAAAACGAACGAUGAGCUGAAUAAGAAAAUUUCGGUAUUUUUAUUCUCACAUUUGCAAUUUAUUCAAAGUUUUCAGGCUCUGGAGAAGACUUCCAACGACUUAGAAAUGAAUCAAAUUCGUAUGAAUAUGUUGGAAACGCGCAUGGCCAAACUGAAUAACCAAUUGGUUGAAGUGACUGCAGAAAGAGACAAUGCCAAACAGAGUAUUGAGGUAUAGGUUUUUUUUUUGUCUUUAUCAAACAACGAAAAUCGAAUAAAAAAGAACAGGGUUUAAUAGUUUUUCAACCCUAUUUUAAAAAAAAGAGGCAGAGUAAUCAAAACCUUCGCCUGACUAUCCUUUCUUGUGUAUUCCAAAUAUUUUUUAUAUCGUUCUCUGUUCAGAGACUGGAAAAAGAGCUGGCGCAGGCCCGUGCACGGCCCGUCUCAACGGUUUCAUCUGAAAUCCAUACGACUUCUGCGGCCCCAACGGCUUCUGUCUCAACCAGCGCGGCUUCUUCCGCAGCAAAGACUCUUUCCGCCGCCACAUCUAGCUCAGCUGCUUCCAAAUUUGGACAACCAUCCUCUGCAGCUUCCUCCAACAGCCAAUCCCAGCAAGUUUCGCAGGUCCACAACUCGAGCUCGGCUGUUCCGAUAUUCACGGAUGAUAGAGCUAGAGUUCCGACGAUGCCCACAGACAGCGUCUCUCAGUCGCUUUCCGACGAACUUCUGUUUAAUAGUCAGAAACCUCCUCUACUCACUUCAACCCCAAGCAUUCCUGCGGAUAUCGACCAGCAGGCCGUCGGCGAGUCUGUACCGGAGCUCUCCCACCAACAACCAGCUCCUCCAGACGUCUUAUCUCCAGCUACCAGUUUGCCUGUUCCUGGAGCCUUCGCUUCGUCAGCGCGAGUUCCCGCAGCUUCGCUCUUCUCUGGCUUCUCUCAUACACCAACUCAAAGUGAAGGUGUACCAACGCUUCCACCAAAGCCCACUAUUGUUUGCUGAACAAAUUUUCGUGUAAUUAACUGUUUUUAUUCAGGCUCCUCCUGCUGAGAAGCCGAAGAUCUCCUUUGCCAGUUCUUCGUCCCUCAUCCAACCUGGCCAAUCGCUGUUUGGCAGAUCCGCUCCCACUCCAGAAGUACGCUUCGAACUUCAUAUUUGUUGUGAAUUAGUCAUUUCAGCCCAUGACGACGUCUUCAAGCUCUACAGAUGCAGUUCUGUUGCCAGAAGAAAGUGUCGUGGAAGCAGGACAAAGCAGUCAAGUAUGACUGUUUUUCUUCUUUUUUCCAUUUUUUUUCAGGUCAGCGGAAGCGUUGAUAAAACUCAACACAUCCAGCCGUUGUCUGGACCAAGUGGUCAGUCUCUGAAUAAACCCAAGAAUCUCAUGAAAAAGAUACAAGAGCUUAGGAUAGUGUAUUGAAUUUUUCGAAACCUCAGCACUUCUUCUAAAUUUAACAAAAAGAAAAUAAAUCUCAAAGGAAGAGGUCACAUAAAAUUAUAAAUCUCAAUUUUUUUCAAUAGUAGAACGUGCAUUGAUUUUUAUUCUUCUAAAAAAACAAAAAAAUUGAAGUUUUUUUGCGAGUGAAAAAGAUAUCCUUGUAAGAUAAUGUAUAACAAAAUCUGAGGAUUUUUAGACAGUGCUGGGGAGUCACGGGACAGCACUACAGGGCCGAACGUCUCCAGUUCAGAAGCUCGUCGCAAAAGAACUGCGACAGAAAGUAGUGCCGGUGGAGCCAAGCGUCUCCGUGGAAGUCCGAGCGAAGACGUCACCAGCAGCGAAAACAGACCGAUCCAGCAAGGUUCGCUCGACAUUUCCGACACUAGACAACAGAUUUAUAGUGGAUGAGAUCCCUGAACUGGACGACGAGGUGCUCGAAAUCGAACAAGAAGUGAGUGACGAGGAUCGCAACGAAAUCCUGCGGCGUCAGCUGCACGGCGAAGUCGUCGAUUUGGAGAACGAAGAUGACGAGGAGGGAGAUAACGGAGAGAUGUUGGACGACGACGGACAGAUGACUGGCGAGGAAGAGAACGAGGAACCAGAAGAUGACGAGUCGUUUGGGGGAGACGAGGAGUACGAAGAGCCGGACGACGAUGAUGACAUCAUCGACGAGACCGACCAGCCGAGAGACGAAGAAGAAGACGACAUCGUCGUUAGUUCUAUCAGAAAACCACCGCUACUUAUGCGAAAAAGUGUAGGUUCUAAAUGAUUCUGAUGACAACGAUGACGUGGAUUCGAUUGAAGACGUAGGAGAAGAAGAAGCUGAUGAUCUGCGUGGCAACGAUGACGAAGUACUCGGCGGAGAAGGUUAGAGAAGAGAACGCGAGUUGGGAGAGCAGAUUCUCUCUACAGCUUUUUUUUUUUUUCGAACGAAAGUCUUAUAUUUUUUUGAAUAUUUUUUUAUAUUUCACAGGAGGUUCCGAAGUUUUUUUGAAGAAAAAUAAACGUUUUAGAAGACGAGUCAAAAAAACUGUUAUAGCGCCUAAAAAAAUUGUUGAAAAAGGGAAAAAGUACUGAAUAUUUUUUCGUAGUUUAUUUUACAUCCUGUAAAAAAACUUCAGAACCAGGAAAGUUGGAUGUAACGAUUUUUCUCAGACUCGCAGCCUUCGCUGGAUGAUCAGGACAGAGAAGCAGCUUCGGCGAUGGAAGAAGCCGAAGACGAGGGUCGUGCUUCGGUCGAAGAUCAGUUGGCACCAACGGACGGAAGUGUUGCCGUUCCUCUGCAGCCAGACGUGCCCAAUCCAAACUUGCGCAUACCGCAGUUUUUCGAGACGGACGGAGAUCGUGAAGAUCAGUGCUCCAGCAGGUCUGCGGCUUCUUAUCAAUCAAUUUCAAAUAAUAGCUUGUCAUCUUUGUAGAAAAUAGGCGAAAAUCGAGUUACAUGUAAUAAUCCUAACAUGGUGAUAAGCGACGGUCGACGAAGAGUGAUUUGAUAUUCUUUAAAAAGUCAAAAACCGUCAUGAAUACUUUUUGCAUAUGAGAAUCGAUUAUUGCAAAGUCAAUUUUUUCUAGUGUAAUCUGACAUUUUACAUUUUUAGCAACGAAACAGCCGAAGCUUCUGGCUCUUCGGAACCUGCUCAGCGAGGUCGCCAAGUGGCUCGUCGUAGUCGCGGUCGUCAGCUCCAGAUCUACCAGCCUCCAAAUCGUUCAGUGGCUCCUCAGUCUCCGGCGAGAUCCCGAGGUUCUCCUCGCGGGAAUCGCGGUAUUAAACGCGGCGGUCGCGGUCGCGGAACUCAUCUGUAAAUGCUAAUAAUAUGCAAUGUUGAAUAAGUUAUUUAUUUAUUUUUCGUGAAUUCCUUCUUGGGUUCUCAGCACUGAUUUCAUUUGAUUUUUGUUUGAAGCAGAAAAAUUUCCCGGUAUUUUGCAUACUGAAAUAAAUGAGUGAUAUCUGAUUGAUGUUUGAAUUUCGAAGUUUUCGAGGCAUCAAAAAUCAUUAAAGGUAAACUCUUUGUUGGCACAUGAAAAUUAUAAAUUCAACGCGUCGUUCUUCGGUCUAUCAGGCAUCGAAAAAAAAAGUUUUUAAUACCCUCUAGUCUGUCUCGAACUUUUUUUUUUCUAAAGUUUUCAAAAAUAUUCAAAUGAAUCGAAAUCGGUUUUAUCGGCGUUCUCUAGUUCAGUGUGUCGGUUUGUUAAUCGCGGGGCGGUGCUUUGAAUGACUGCUGUAACAGGGUUACAAAAGUCGCUUUUCGGAACCAGCCGACCUGUUUUGCACGCCUCCCAUCGCGGCAACGGCAUCGUCUUGAUGGCACGGAUGGUUUCGCUCGUCUUGCUUCCGCCGCUCGUCUUUUCGGUGGUGCUCGGCGACUUCUCGGUUUCGUUCAACGCCUUCUUGGUGGCCAACUAUGGGCAGGCCAUAGACGAUCAACUGGCUCGUCGAGAUUUAGGCACUGCCGGCAGUUAUGGCGGAGGCGAGCACACAGGCGUUAAUCGCACAGAGUAGGAACUUAAUGGAUGUUCCGGCGAGUCCAAUUAUCGAAGAAAAUGAGCAAAAAGAAUCGAAUUCUUGGAUAUUAUCAACCAAAGAUUUAUGAUUUUUUUUAAAUUCAAAAUCGACUUAUUGGUUUGGUGAUACGAUAAUGUUGUAGAUGAAAUUAGAAAAUCUAAGUUUUUUUCGGGGAAAAAGUUUUAACGAAAUGUUGUGAAGCCCUCAAAAGCCUCGCAAUUGGCAAAAAGAAAGAGACGUUUUUCAGGCCUGUAUUCCACUCAUAGCGUAGAAAAAAAAUACGAAAAAGGGGUCGGCAGCGUAAUAAUUUUUCCUUCUUAAUUUUUUUACUAAAACUCGUAAAUUUUAAAACUAGGUCAGCUUUUUGAAUAUCUUUCUUCCCAACCAUUUUUUUUCGAGUUUCAGCCAGUCGUUUCAAUGAAUAUGGUCUCAGAAACGAUGUUUCAGUAACCUUUUCGAUAAUCAAUUUGUUCUCUGCAGAAGACAAGCGGUGGUUCUUGUCCAUGGGAUCACGAACACGGCCGGAACCUUCGCCAACCAUCGCCAACACUUGCUCAACAUCGGCUGGACCGACGACACCGUCUUCGCGACGACCUACGGCGACGGCGGCAAGACGGUCGCCCCACUCGUCGACGUCAAGUGCCAGUACAUCAAACAGGUGAGAAGUCUCGACGUAGAAGUCUGACGUCAGUCUCCAGGUUCGCUACAUGAUCCAAGUCGUCGCCGCCUUCACCCAUCGCAAGGUUGACGUCAUCGCCUACUCUUUGGGGUCGCCAAUCGCGCGCAAAGUUCGUCUCUUAAUCAUCAUUGCGUCGCCUAGAACCUGAUUUUUCUUGAACCUUUCGAUUUAAAAAAAAAGAAGUAAAGGCACCCAAUUAAACUUGGAAAAAUAGAACUUCUCGAAAAUUUCGCUUCAUAUAUGAAGAAAAGGCUCAUUAAUUUUACUGUUUUUGCUGCAUAAUUUAUCCGGUUCCACAUUUUUCAAAGGUAAUGGUAAUGGAUAAAUAAAAGUUUGCUAAAUUACUUCAAACCGCAAAACUUGUGUCAUUUUUUGUAAAAUUUUGGAGUUUUCUACUAAUUGCCUCUAAAGUUGUUUGAUAUACUGAAAAAUUGAAUCCAAAUAUUUGCUAUCCGCGCAACUUCAGUUUUAUAAAUGUUUUUUUCAAAGGUUGACAUCCUCGUGGUGUCGUGUUACAUUAAGUAACUGCGAUAGACAAAAAUGUUUUGUAUAUAUGAGGCUUGGUCGGUUUCAAUAAAUCAGAAAGUGCUCAGCCCUUCCUUUCAAUUUUAUGACAAAAUGACUUCCAGAAACUUUCUUUUUUUGUACUGUUUGAACUUGAGGCGCUACUUGGCGGCAAAUGCGUCGACAGCGGCGAGGACCUGGGAAGUUCGCUCACCGGCCUCAUCGAUACGUUCGUCUCCGUGGCAGGUCAGCCCUUUUCAGUUUGGCUCAGACAAAAAUAAUUAUCAUUCAUCCCUGUGCCUCUAUUUUUUAUUUUUCUGAAAUCUUUUGGCCUUUUCUCUGAAGAUUAUGAAUAGAUUUGUUGUACAUUUACAUUGGCCUUUUUGGAGUCUAUCAUUAUUUUGAAACUGUGAACAAAAAGAACCAUUGACUCAGGUCCAUGAGUUCAUGGAUCAUCCACAAAACGUGGAAAUUCGAAAAAUACUGGAGCUCUCCGAAAAAGGGCGUCCAUUUCAUUUUUCCCAUAAACAGGUCCUGUGAAAGGACUUUUGAGCCCGAACAACGGUUAUGAAUGGAAUUGAGGGGCCAACCGCGGCUCGUUCCUUUGUGUGCUGCCGUUCCCGGGAGCCUGCAACCUGAUCAACGGCCUUUCCUGCUCCUCGGCUUUCAUCCGCGACAUCAACAAGCAGUGAGUGGGGGAAAACCCGUCGCAUCAGCUUGAAUAACCGAAAAAACUAACCAGAUUUCCCAAUUUUGUUGAAGUUUGUCAUUCAAGAUAGUAAUCGCCAGAAACAGGGUGUUUUCAAGACAUUUUAAAAGGAAUGAUGGAAAACUCGUGCAACUUUGAGCUUGAAUUUUCUCGCAGGCAACGAUAUGAAGGAAAGUACAUCUACUCGAUCUACUCGAAGGACGACGACAAAGUUGGUUACCGUAACGCCUGUGGCCAGCUGACUUCAUCGAUCGACGGAGCCGACGCCGAAUUCGAGGUUUCUCUUUGAUUAUAUGACUUUCUCAAUCGUCACUAGGUUGGGAGCAAUAAUUAAUAUCGGUCUCAAAAGUUUUUGUGCGAAAAGAACUAAGUUUCAGGGAAGUUCAUUUCACUUGGAACUCUGAACUCAUUUCAUGAAACUAUUCAAAAUGUUUUUCUCUUCUGUUUUUUGAGAAGAAGAUUUCAGAAUUCUCACUCAGAAGUAGUCAGCCUGUUCAAGCUUUCGUUUUCCUUCCCACUUUUUUUCCACUGUUCUUAUUAUCUUGAAAAAAUAGCGUAGAGCUUGUUAAUGCUUGUUUUACCACACACUUUUUUCGUCUCAAAGAUUGAACCUGAAACACAAAUACUGAAAUUUUUUCCAAAAAUGCUUGUGCAGCGGCCCGGAAACCACGACGGCGUGAUCGGCCGAACGGCGCAGCUCUCGUUCAACCUCAUCGACCAACAUCAGCCUCUGGGCCAAUGAUUGUUUCCGCCAAGCGCUUUAGGUUUUAUUGGGGGAGCUCCGGUCUACUUGAAACAUGGAUUUUGCAGGUCUUCUACGUAGAAGCUGA
Molecule: messenger RNA, 6653 nt
Organism: Caenorhabditis auriculariae
Lineage: Eukaryota; Metazoa; Nematoda; Chromadorea; Rhabditida; Rhabditidae
Source: the annotation of a GenBank genome assembly